This is a messenger RNA of Magnolia sinica, 3410 nucleotides long. RefSeq lists its product as uncharacterized. The record is from RefSeq and is a predicted model, not a curated record. Lineage: Eukaryota; Viridiplantae; Streptophyta; Magnoliopsida; Magnoliales; Magnoliaceae. The transcript is spliced from 6 exons. Gene Ontology annotation, cellular component: NSL complex. Bases 105 to 929 code for a protein of 274 amino acids.
AGUUUCUCCUGCUAAAAAUUCCUCCCGCGUGUCCAUAAAUAAAGAAAAUACCCCUUACUUCCUUCCCCUUUCAUCAUCUCCCUCUCUCUCUCUCUCCUUCUGCCAUGGUCUCUGCUAACAAGCACCACCCUCUUCCUCCACCACCCCAAAACCCUAAAAACCCUAACUUCCCCACCACCGGCGACAGCGAUGGCAAAGACCCACCGUCGCUCCCCACCCACAUCAGCCAAUCGUCAUCGUCCAAAACCCCCCUCACCAUCGACGGCUCCGAAGAAGACACGGCCCUCCGCCUCUCCGGUUCGCUGACUCGGGAAGAAGUCCUGCGACGCCGCUCCCGCCGAGUCAAGCAACUCGCCAGGUACUACAAGAGCCAGUACUGGGCCCUGAUGGACGAGGUCAGGGCCCAGUACCGAGGGUAUUAUUGGAAAUACGGGAAAAGCCCUUUCAAGGAAGAAGGAGAUAGCGCUGCCGCCGCUGCUGAAGGGAGCGGCGAGAAUAACGGUGAUUUCAGGAAUGGUUGCGGUGGCAGUGGCGACAGCAUGAAGAAAUGCGCUUUUGGGGGGUGUAAGUCGAAGGCAAUGGCGCUGACGAACUAUUGCCAUUCUCACAUACUUUCAGAUAGCAAGCAAAAGCUAUACAAGGCUUGCAGCUAUGUUAUCAAGAGUGCGCAAACUGGACAAGUUAUUUGUGGGAAGCCAGUGCUGAGAGCUGCUGUGCCCUCCCUUUGUACCGUUCACUUCCAAAAGGCUCAAAGACACGUCUCACAGGCUUUGAAGAAGGCAGGCCUUAGUGGUUCCUCAUCCAACAAGCCAGCUCCAAAAUUUCACGUCAUAGUUGCAGAAUAUGUUCACCAAAUCCAAAACAGAAGAAGAGAAGCACGGAAUGCAGCCAUUGAGAAUGAUGCAAUUAGAGAUGAAAAUGGUGGUUGACUGUUUUAGGCUUGUGGAUGCAAUUUCAAUCUGGAAUAUAUCUAAUCAUUUAGCAGAAGUUCAUAUCCUUGGAUACGAAGUCUCUCCACCAAUCUGAGCUGAGCGUAACAUGAAUGCAGCAGAGGUCUCUCGGUUGAGGAGCUUUAGAGCCAAUUUAAGGUGGCAUAAACAGAAAGGAGAUCCCGAAGCAGUAAUAUUGACAUGCAAUGUUAUGACUAUAUUGUUGCGGUCAUUGACAUGAAUGGAGAUAUUUCUUGCACAAUCAAUUUGGCUGUUCCAAUGGUGAUGGGUGCUGGUAUUUUCUUCUAUGAUGGUGACUUUUGUGAAGUGCAGAUGUGAAUAGGAAGUACAGAGGCUAUUGUAGUUGUGGAAAUGAGCCAAAGUUGGUGUGAACUUCACAGUUAGUGCAUGGGCCAGUAUGGUGGUUUUUAUGAUUCAGUAUGCUCAUUUACCACCCCGAGCUGUCUUAGAUUUUUGCAAUCAACAUCUUGGAGCAAUUAAUGGCAUGCAUACAAGCACUUUCGUGCCAGCGCGUAAACAACAAAUACCAUAUUGAGAGGGAAAAUCAAUACAACCUAGAAUAUCAUGUGUGCAUGUGACUUUGACAUGUAUUUCACAUUUGUCUUAGCUAGGUGGGAAGGAUCAGCUAAUUACGUACGAGUCGUUGUGGAAGUUAUUACAAAUCUAGUGUUGGACUUUCCAUGCCUUUUUGAAGAAAAGUAUUAUGUCAUCGACUCUUGGUACACAAAUAUGCUCGGGUUUCUAGCAUCAUAUAAACGAGAGCGUCGUCAUCUAAACGAGUGCAUCGAACAACAAGAGAGCUUUUCAAUUACGUUCACCCAUCACUUUAUAAUAUAAUUGAGAGAUGCUUCAGAGUACUGAAAACAUGCUUCCCCAUCCUAAAAUUGAUGCCUUCUUAUCACUACGAAAGUAAAAGGCGUACUAUAAUAGCUUCAUGCGCAGUGCAUAAUUUCACAAGGCAUCAUGCUCUACAAGACUUAAUAUUUGAGAUGUACCAAAGAGAGGAUAGAGUGAUUCUAGAUGAAAGUGUUGACCCUUCUACUUCAAAUGUGGAUUCAACUCAACAGCGACGACGUAAUAUGGGAAUACUUCGAGAUAACAUAUGUAGAUAAAUGGCACAACUCUAUGGAUUGCCUUUUUAAAUCCAUCCAUGCUUAUGGCGUUUUAUUAAACUCUUAAAUAUUGACAUUUUAUGAAUUUCGAAUUGUUUUUUAAUUGAGGACUUUGUUGUUGUAUAAGAGUACUGAGAAGGAUGAGUAACAAUAUUAAACCAGUUUCGUUGUGUGUGUUUUUUUAAUCUUUACAAUUAAUCUUUGCCCUAUUUUUCCUAAUAUUUUAUAUUGUGUUUGAUUGCACCAGAUAUCACGAAAUUUCAUUAUUAGUUAGUCUAAUUUGGUGCAAAAUAUCAUGAAAUUUCAUGAAUAGCAAAAGUUGGCCUCACAUGAUGGAUGGUGGAUGUUAAAGAUGGACUCCACAUGAGUAAGAAAAAAUUGGAAGAGAUUUUUUUUUUUUUUUUAAACAACGGAAGAGAGGAGAAAGAGGAGAGAGAUUAAUGGUAGAGAUUUAAAAAUUACUAGUGUGAUAUUGGAAACCAAAGAAACUUUUCUACUUUUUAGUUGACAAGUAUGUUGUUUACCAAACAUACGUAUCCACUGAAUAAGUAGAAACCAAGAUAAGUUGCUUGAGAGAUAAGUAACUUAAGCAAAAUGACUUUGAGAGCAUAGGGAUAAAAGGAACCAUAAACUCAAAUGGCAUCAAAGACUAUGGUAUAGAUGCUUAGGAUUAAGAUAUCUAAAGUGAAAGUAGCUUUGAGAAAAAUGAAAAUAGGAAAGGUGCUCAGACUGAAUGGUAUAACAAUGGAGGUUUGGAAGUGUAUGGAAGAUAUUGGGUUAUUUUGAUUGGCAGUUUCUCUCGAUUGUAAGAUCAAAGAAAAUGCUAAAUGAACAGAGGAAAAAUACUGUGGUGCCUAUUUAUAAGAAUAAAGGAGAUAUAAAGAUCUGCACUAACUAUUGUGGUCUUAAACUUAUUGUCCAUGUUAUGGAACUCUGGGAGAGUGAUUGAGCAAAGACUGAGGCAUGCGACAAAUGUAUAAGAACAUCAGUUUGGUUCCAUGCCUAGGAGGUCACCACUGAGGCCAUUUUCUGACUUAUACUAUUGAUUGAGAAAUAUAGGGAGAGGUGGAAGGAUCUCCACAUGGUCUUUAUAGAAUUAGAGAAAGUAUACAAUAGUGCCCCUAGGGUGUUAAUCUUGUGGGUGUUGGAAAGGAAAGGAAUUUCAAGAGGAUAUAUUGGCAUGAUUAAGGAUAUGUAUGAGGGAGCAGUAACAAAUGUGAGGAUACCUAGUGAAGAGAAGUGAGUUCCCAAUUACAAUAGGCUUGCACUAUGAGACAACAUUGAGCCGGUACUUUUUUUUUUUGGUUUACAUUGGUUAUGGAGGAGUUGACAAGGUAUUUGUAGGAAU